GUGGUGUUGAGUGCUAAAGAAAGAAGAUUUUAUUUGCAUUUUUUUUUUCAUAAUUUAGGUUUGUUUAUUACUAACUAACAUACCAUUUCUGUCGCCCGUAAGUAGCCAGUUGAACAGUAGAAGAAAGUAGAUUUUGCACAGUUUGAAAUAGCAACUGAUAAAUCAGCAUUGACUAUACAUACCUGUCAUAUACCUUGUUGUAACAAACUAGUGCAAUGGAUGAAGAGGCUGCAAAUGUAUUUAUGACUAAUCUUGUCAAAAAUAUUCAGAUGUUGUGCCAUGGUCAUUUACCCUUCAGUGAUAAUGUAGAAGUUAUAGGACAUUUGUAUUUGAACAUCGACUGUGGAAAAAAACUAAAUUAUAUUGUGAAUGAGAAAUACAGCAAGUUGAAUCAAGCGACAACAUUUACAAGUAACAGUUUUCAUGCAGAACCCUCAAAAGACAAAAGCUCACAUGCUAAAAACAGUAGUAAUGCACCAGAAUUACAUGGAAAUGUGAGAAAAUUUAAAAGAGCAGCUAAAUCAUUAAGUGUUUCUUCUAGUCCAUCAAAAGUGCGUAAAAUUCGAGAAGAGUAUAGAGAUGACCCUGUUAAUGAUGUGAAUGAUUCUGUUGAUAAUUCUCUUGGUGUGACUUUUUCUAUACAACGUAAUGAUAACGAUCAAGAGAGAAUACCAAGUAUUAAUAGUUCCAAUGUUAUAAUAAAAAGUGAAACUAAUCAACAUACUUUUAAAACAGAAGUUGAAAAUCCAACACCCACAUUAGAAGGAGAUCCAAGUGAUGUUCAGUAUGCAUCUGGAUCAACAUCUAAUCCGAAUGACUCUUACUCUUCAUUUUAUUCACCCGCAGAUGGAGAAAAUGAAGAAAGUGAAUCAGAUGAGAUUAUGGGAGGAAUACUUCAACAUGAAUAUAAAGAUGAAGAUAUUGAAUAUACAAUUAUUGAAAUGGGAACACAACAAGGUAGACCCAUGUUAGUUGAUAGUAUCGGAUAUUGUUACACCAUGAGGAAAAAAACAGAUUUAUGUGUUAGAUGGUGGUGUUCUUUAAGAAAUAGACAUGGAAGAUGUCCUGGCUCAGUUGCACAAAGAGGGGAAAGUUUUAAACGAGGAUCAAUAAAACAUACACAUGAUCCUAAACCUGGUUUAUUGACAGCAAAACUUGUUGUUGCAGAGGCAAGAGCUCAAGCUAAUAAUGAUUUUGUAACUCCAAUAUCCGAAGUUGUUGAAAGAGCAAUGUCUGUGAAGGGCACAGAGGAUGAGUCCAUUUUACCAAAACAAAGUAAUUUAAAAAGAAUGAUUAACAGACAUAGACAACAGAAACGACAAGAAUUGUUUCAUAAUCACUAGCUGGCUGUGGUUUUUAUUCAAAAACUAUUAUAAUUGUCUUAUUUUAUGGUUCCUUGCUUAAAUAAUUCCACUCAAAAACUGUGUCAUUAUAAUUUAAAGUGACAGAUUAUACAUGUGCCUGGAAAUUUUCAUAAAAACAUUUUAUUAUGUACAUCAGCAUUGUGGAUAAUUUUUUAUUGAUAUAAAUGUUAUGUAUAUUGAAGAAAACUGGUUUGUAUUACUUUCUAUGAUGCCUGAUGUAGUGUUGUGUGCAUGGCAG
Molecule: messenger RNA, 1602 nt
Organism: Patella vulgata (common limpet)
Lineage: Eukaryota; Metazoa; Mollusca; Gastropoda; Patellidae
Exons: 7
Coding region: 216-1343 (375 amino acids)
Source: RefSeq, a predicted model, not a curated record